Messenger RNA from Oncorhynchus tshawytscha (Chinook salmon), 1456 nucleotides. RefSeq names its product serum paraoxonase/arylesterase 2-like. NCBI's taxonomy places the organism in Eukaryota, Metazoa, Chordata, Actinopteri, Salmoniformes, Salmonidae. The coding region runs from base 110 to 1195 and encodes 361 amino acids. The record is from RefSeq and is a predicted model, not a curated record. The transcript is spliced from 9 exons. Gene Ontology annotation, molecular function: arylesterase activity.
GCGGGAGACAGGGGUCGCCUCUGGGCGGGGCGGAGACUGGCAGGUCUUCAACAGAACGUGUGAAGUUAUCUCGAAAGUUGCUCAAUUUACUACUAUCUAAUUAUUCAAAAUGGGGAAGCUGGUUGUCAUAGCAUUUUUUGUUGCUGCUUUAUCAGCAUUUCUUGGAGAGAGAAUUAUUAACUUAAGGAAAAGGACUCUUGCUUCCAGAAAGCUUGUCCAAACCCACCUCCCAAACUGCCAUCCAAUCAAAAGCCUUGAGUACGGAUCAGAGGACCUCACAAUACUUCCCAAUGGACAUGCUAUUAUUAGCACUGGCUUGAAGGAUCCUGUAUUGCCAUCCUAUUCAGAUGACCCUGGAAAGAUGUACACCCUUGAUAUGAGUGAAGAUUCUAGGAUGAAACCAGUGGAGCUCCGCAUGGGGAGAGGCUUUGACCUGGACUCCUUCAAUCCACAUGGAAUCAGUGUAUACACAGAUGAGACGGAUAACUCAGUGUACCUGUUUGUGGUCAAUCACCCUCAACAAAAAACACAAGUGGAGAUCUUUCUGUUUGUUGAGGAGGACCACUCCCUUGUCUAUGUGAAAACCAUAAAGCAUGAAUUCCUUCACAGUGUGAAUGACAUUGUGGCUGUGGGAGUGGAGAGCUUCUAUGCCACCAACGAUCACUAUUUCAGUGGAGGCACUCUGAAUACUCUGGAGGUACUUCUGGCUCAGCCCUGGUCUAACGUUGUGUAUUACAGCCCAGAAGAGGUCAAAGUAGUGGCUGAGGGAUUCUACAUGGCCAAUGGCAUCAACAUCUCACCUGACAAAAGGCACAUAUAUGUGGCUGACUUAUUUGACCACAACAUACAUGUUUUGGAGCGACUGGAAAGCAAUGGUUUGGCCCCAGUGAAGGUCGUGGAAGUGGGCUCUCUUGUUGACAACAUUUAUGUUGACCCUGAGACUGGCGACUUGUGGAUAGGUUGUCACCCUAAUGGCUGGAAACUAUUUCGAAAUGAUCCUGAGGAUCUUCCUGGAUCUGAGGUGAUUCAGAUUAAAGACAUCCACUCUGAGAAGCCAGUGGUGACCCAGGUCUAUGCUGAUGAUGGCAGUGUGCUCAUAGGAUCCUCUGUAGCAGCUCCCUAUGGAGGAAAGCUUCUCAUUGGAACAAUCUACCAGAAAGCCUUGGUCUGUGAUCUAGCCAAGGUAGAGCAGUAGCCAAUGCUCUAUGUAGAAAACAGGCUUCCGACGUGGGUUGUGAUCGGAAGAGUGCAAGUAUGCAACAUACUGAAUGUUGCAGAUGGAAAUGCAAUGAAUAGAGUUAACAAGAUUCCUUACUCUAUAUGACAGGGAGGGAUGUCUGUUCUACAUAAUAUACAGUGGGGCAAAAAAAUAUUUAGUCAGCCACCAAUUGUGCAAGUUCUCCCACUUAAAAAGAUGAGAGAGGCCUGUAAUUUUCAUCAUAGGUACACUUCAACU